AUGCAUGAUACACAUGGGAAUGUCACUUAUCCUUAUGGUUUGAAUGUUCAAAAUGGCCCUCCCGGAUUUGUGCAAGGUAGUGGCUAUGGGAACAACAAGUUUCAAGGUGGUUCUAGUGCUUUUCAUGGAGGCAACCAAGGUGGGAAUUACAAUCAUACAUCUAUGCCACAUGCUCCUUUGCAUUCUAGUGAGCCUAGCAAACCUGCCUUUGAAGUAUUGAUGAGUAAACUCAUAGAAGUUCAAAAUUCUACAAAUACGAUCAACAAGCAAGCUAUUGAUUCUCUUCAAGCGGGUUUGCACAAAUUGGAGACUCAAGUUGGGCAAAUGGCCUCUUCUUUACACUCAAGACCGCAAGGGUCUCUUCCUAGCAAUACGGUGCCUAAUCCUCACCACAAUGAGCAAGCAAAUGCUAUAUCUAUUCUUAGAAGCGGAAAGAUCUACGACAAUAAGGCAUACAUGCCACAAUUUCAUCUCAUACUCCCUUGCAUGUUGAUCAUAUGGGGAUCAAUAAAGUGCAAGACCGGGGGAGAAAUAAGGUGGAAGACCCUUCUAAAAGGUGUUCAAAAUUCAAAGUCUACCCCUAAAGGGAGAAAUAAGGCAAAAGAUUCUCAUAUGACUAGUGGAGGUCCUAAAGAUAGGAGUACUCCAGUCUAUUCUUCACUAGGGGAGGCAGUGUUGGCUAUGGAUCCUAGUGGGAGCCAAGUACCCUCGUAUGCCAAGUACUUGAAGGAAUUGUGCACAAACAAGAGAAGGUUUAAGGAUGAUGAGAAUGUUUAUUUUAGAGAGGAGGCCUCAUCUGUAAUUCAACGAACGCUUCCUCCAAAACUUGGAGAUCCCGGAUGCUUUACCGUCUCUUGUACCAUUGGACUGAGAAAUUUUGAUAAGACACUUCUAGAUCUUGGAGCGAGUAUCAAUCUCAUGCCUUAUGAAGUCUACAAAACACUUGCUUUGGAGGACAUUAAACCGGUCAAGAUUAGGUUGCAAAUGGCGGAUCAAAACGUGGUUUAUCCGAGAGGAGUGGUAGAGGAUGUCUUGGUGAAAAUUGAUGAAAUAUUAGUACCCGCCGACUUUGUGGUUUUAGAUAUGGAGCUUUUGAGUAGGAAUAGAGAGGAGCUUCCCAUUAUUUUGGGAGGGAGUUAA
Molecule: messenger RNA, 1140 nt
Organism: Rosa chinensis
Lineage: Eukaryota; Viridiplantae; Streptophyta; Magnoliopsida; Rosales; Rosaceae
Exons: 3
Coding region: 1-1140 (379 amino acids)
Source: RefSeq, a predicted model, not a curated record